ACCGAAGCAGCUGUAAGAGGGAGAAUCAGUCGUCUGCUGUUUGUUGGUUAUCAAUGACGGAGAAAACAAAUGCUUGUGAAGAGCGUCUUACAGAUGGAGCCGAAGACGGUGCCAGCCAGGAGCCGGCGUCUGAACGUCGGAAGAGGCUGCUGUUGCAAGCGGGAUUGGCAAGUCUGGCCGGCCUGGGGAACUUCACCAUGGGCGCGUCACAGCCCUGGCCUUCCCCUGGACUCGCAGACAUGGACGUUAAUAACAGGACUCUGGUUGGCACAGAAAUCUCACUCAGUCUCGCUCAGAAGGAUAUGACAGGGAGUCUGAUGUACUUCGGUUCUCUCUUCGGGUCAUGGGCGUCGGGCUGGAUCAUGGGCGUGAUUGGGCGUCGACGCACCCACCAGCUCAACGCCCUUCCGUUCUUCGUCGGCUGGAUCUUGGUGGCCUUCGCGCCCCACGCCGAGGUUCUUCUGGCCGGGAGGUUCGUGCUGGGCCUGGCGGUGGGCUCCGUCAUGGUCACCGGGAUGUCCUACGUCCUGGAGGUGGCCGACACGAGCGUCCGCGGCAUGAUGUCCCUCAUACCCAACUUGGGCACGGUGCUGGGCGGGCAGUACACCUUCUGGCUGGGCACCGUGUUACAGUGGCACCACCUGGCGAUCGUGUGUUCCCUCCCUCUGUAUUUCAUCCUCCUGGGCUCCCUCCUGCUGCCGGAGUCCCCGUCCUACCUGGUGGUCAGCGGGCGUCACGGGGAGGCCUCGCGGGUCCUGCGGCGCCUGCGGGGUCCUCGCAGCGACGUCCAGGCGGAGAUCGAGGAGCUGGAGAGACGCAACAGCGCCGCGACGGGCAGGAAGAUCGGCCUGCGGGACCUGGCGAAGGGGCAGGUGUGGCGCCGCAUGCUGGUGGUGGUGGUGAGCUUCCUCCUGCAGCAGCUGUGCGGGAACGUCGUGCUCAAGAUCCAGACGACGCGGGUCCUCCAGGCUGCCGGACCGCCGCCCCUCGACCCCAAGCUGGCCUCGGGGAUCAUCGUCAUCAUGAGGAUCGCCGGCGUCCUCGUGUCCUUCUUCCUCUGGGACUCCAUCGGGCGCCGCCUCUGCCUCGUCAUCUCGCACGCCAUGAACGCCGCCGCCCUCAUCUUCCUCGGGGCCUUCGUGUACCUGGUGGACAACGCGCCGCCGGGGGACGAGACCUACCUCAGCUACAAUUGGAUACCGAUGGUGUGCCUGGCCAUAGCACUCUUCGCCGGGGAUAUUGGCAUCGACCCAAUCCCAUAUAUUCUCUCAGCUGAGUACUUCCCUACAAAGAUCCGAACUCAGGUCUCCUCCAUGUGCAUCGUCAGCGGCACCAUCUUCGCCAUCGGGGCACUGCAGUUGUACAGCCCCAUGAUCGCCCUCCUGACGCAGCCGGGGCUAUACUGGUUCUACGGAGGCACCAGCGUCGUUGCUACGGUCUUCUCCCUCGUCGCUGUGACGGAGACGAAGGCGCAGCCGGUGGGGUGAGAAGGGAAGUGACGAGAAACUCCUGUAGGGGAGGCGAAGGAAAGAGCGAGGCGGGAGCACGGUUUUUUUUUUUUUUUUUUUUUUGACAUUCCAUUCAUCUUUCAUUGUAUGGCGGGCUAGCGAAGACUAAGCCUAAGUAUGUCGUAUCAUGUCAGAUUGCUUUUGCAAAGAUACAAACUUCCACACGAUUUACAUCCAGCUUUCAUCUAGAAGACAUUCGCCAAUGACAUGCAUCAUAUCCCAAAUGACAAUAUACCCUUAACAAAAUUUCAAACAGUAUACUUCCUGCUUUUAACGUAAUAGUGGAAAUAUGGCUACACGUUUGCAUUGGAUGAAACAAAUAACCAAAACAAAUAACCAAAGUAUAUUGGCAAAAGUAUAGCUCGGAAAAGGAUACAGAUUCCAGGACAGUGUAGCAGGUCAGUAUAAAGCAUCGAUGAAUCUGCGUCCUUUCUCCCUUAGAAAAAAUCGCCCAUUUGAAACUGUUAGUACGACUUAAUUGCUCAGUGUCUUCGUCAGUAUUUACGGGGAAAACUCAGUAUUAACGCGUGUUUCUGUGGUGUCGCGUAAACCAUUGUAUUAUAUUUUUGAUGAGGGUUUUAGGUUUUUGUUUGUAUUGUUGUUUAAGAAAAUAAAAUUGCUGAAUAAUCCACAUGUUUUAGUAC
This is a messenger RNA of Penaeus vannamei (Pacific white shrimp), 2152 nucleotides long. RefSeq names its product facilitated trehalose transporter Tret1. Lineage: Eukaryota; Metazoa; Arthropoda; Malacostraca; Decapoda; Penaeidae. Gene Ontology annotation, cellular component: membrane. Gene Ontology annotation, biological process: transmembrane transport. The record is from RefSeq and is a predicted model, not a curated record. Gene Ontology annotation, molecular function: transmembrane transporter activity.